GCAAUACCAUGUUAAUAGAUAAGCGUGAUUUUUUAAAGAAAAAAAAAGUUUAUGGGGAUGAUAGCCAGGGUAAGAAAAAGACCACUUCAGAUUACACCAAUGCUCUUUGCUCGCACAUUUUUAUAGCUAAAGAAAUCAAUACAUUGAUUACUUGUGGAAAGGUAAGUGAUACUGCUGCUCUUCUGAGGUCUUCGUGUGGUCACUAUCGUAGUUCCUCUGAUUAUGUCUACCUCUGGUCAUAUUUCACUGGUCAUUUUCCAUAUUUGAAGAGGUCCAUCAUGAUCAGAUUUGAUGUUAUUUACUUUUUUUUAUAAAUAAAAUUUUGUUUUUCCCAAU
Molecule: messenger RNA, 336 nt
Organism: Mucor mucedo
Lineage: Eukaryota; Fungi; Mucoromycota; Mucoromycetes; Mucorales; Mucoraceae
Exons: 4
Coding region: 9-314 (101 amino acids)
Source: RefSeq, a predicted model, not a curated record